Dunckerocampus dactyliophorus (ringed pipefish) is the source of this 6377-nucleotide messenger RNA. It is a transcript of the gene plekho2, whose product is annotated as pleckstrin homology domain containing, family O member 2. The transcript has 7 exons. The record is from RefSeq and is a predicted model, not a curated record. Lineage: Eukaryota; Metazoa; Chordata; Actinopteri; Syngnathiformes; Syngnathidae. Bases 2417 to 3982 code for a protein of 521 amino acids. Gene Ontology annotation, biological process: macrophage apoptotic process.
UAUCCAAUGUUGGAUCGUGGGCGCAGCAGCCUAAGACAAGAAGCCCAGACUUCCCUCUCCCAGGCUGCUCUGUCCAGCUCCUCCCAGCACAUCCUGAGGCAUUCCCAGGCCAGCUGCGAGACAGGCUCUCCAACGUGUCCUGGGUCUUCCCCGAGGCCAUGUUUUUGUUUGAUUGCUAUCAUGUCCAGGAGGUGGAUAGCUGAUUCAAGGAGAGAGGAAAACGUCUGAAUCCCAAUAAGUUGAUCCCCAGUGGCUGAAUAGAUUUCAACACAUUUCUAAGAUAUUUCAACAUUCAUUCUGCAGUUCAGUUCAGCUCCAGCGUUUCAGCAUUCACAUGCAUUCACAUGCAAUUUUGAUUGAAAUUGCUUCAUCGAGCUAAGAGUUUCACUGUCUCUAUUUUGCAACUUCACUAAAGUUUAAAAAUUUCAACUUCAUUUUAAUAUCAAAUAACACUAUUAUCACUAAUAUUUGUCAUAUGGAAUAUAUAUUAUUAUACAUAUUAGAUAUAUUUGUUUACUCGCUUAGUUAUGCAUUUAGCCCUUUUCUCCCAGGUGCUUAAAGUGGUAAAAGGCACAUACCUGCCCGAGGUUCUCCCUCUCCACUUAAAGGGGUUGUUUGGAUUUUUUGACAUGAAGUUGUAUCACCUCCCCAUCAGCAGUGUAGGACAUCAACACUAACUUACUGCCCACUUCGUCCUGCAAGCUGAGUUAUAGUCGGAUUUUGGUGAUGAACAUAGUUUUGGUUAGUUGGUGGGGCCACUUAAGAGUUUGGCUUCUCAAAACAAUAUGCGUUCAAAAGAGUAAAUACGUUUGCAUCACAAAAAUGACUCCUCGAAAAAAAUCGUACCUCACAAUUGCUCGCAUUACUUUCUCUCCUGUUGUAUGACUGCGCGCUACGUCUUCCACAGUGUUCAACAUGCGCGGAUGAAGACCUUAUGACUAUACCGCGUCAAAGCGGUCUUCAUCUGCUUUGGAACACACAACAAUGGACAGGCGACAGCUCGCAAUGAUAAGCCGCCCCAGCAACUCACCGGAACUACAUUCCUCAUCACCGAAAUCCAACCAGAACUUAGCUCACAGGACGAAGUGGGGGGGGUAAGUCACCGUUCAUGCACUACACUGCAGAUGAGGAUGUCAACCAAUUUCUUGUCAAUAAAUCCAAACUAUCCCUUUAAGUCCGCCCCUGCGUGCUUCUGAGGCUGCAAAAAGUCCAGCACCCCUGGAAGGUGAAACAUAGCGCUUGAAGUUUGUGGCGUACUACAACAUGUUUUGUCUUUACACUGGACCAUUCAUUCGUCUGAAAUGAACACAAAUUGUUGAAUGAUGAUUAUCAAUCAGCCAUUUAUUGUCUCGCUUCAAUUGCAAGGUGCAGUGCACGUGCAUCUGCUGAGCCUGCCUGCCCAAAAGGAAGAGGAGGUGGUGGUGAUGAGCGAUCAUUAGUUUUGGAUGUCUGGACUUUACGGCGCCCCAAAAGGGACAUUAUGAGGGAAAAAAAGAUCUCAAGAAACUAUUGCGAGAUCCUUACGUUUUUCAAGCCUUGUUUAUGUAACGGAUGCCAGCCUGUGAGGCUGUGCAAGUGUACUUGGUAAACCUCACUCCCUCUGCCUUAAGAGCUGCGCUGAACACGUGGUUGACAAUACGGGCUUUUGGUCGUGUGGUCAGCGCUAUCGCCUCCCAUUGCGAAGGUUGUGUGUUCGCACCGGGGCGGUGCGAAUCAGGGCGGGUUACAUUUACUCCCGGCAUUGUUGUUAUUGCUACAACGCCGCUGAUUGGCUUCUGAUUCGACAAAUUCUGAUUUGGCACUUAUGGGUAAAGUUAAGGUGGAAUGAACUUUUGUGCUUUUGUGACUCAUCUUAUUGUGAAAACACUUAAUGCAAGACAUUACCUUUACCUGACACCCAUGGCUGUAUUUGUGAAACAUUGAUUUUAUUUGUAAGCAAUAAAGAAGGAAUUAAAAAGAAUAAACCCCUCCAAAAUCAAAAUUUCGUUUGACAUCAAUAAUUUUCUUUUUACAAUAUGUUGAGGGCCAAUAAAAAAAACGAGCUGCGAGCCGAUACCACUGGAUAUCCAGCUUGGAUAGCACUGGUUUAGAGAAACAUGAUGAAAUGAUGUUUGUGUUGAUCUCAGCGGGACACAUCUGCAAGAAGUAUUUCUAAAUCGCAGUUAUAGGAUGACAAGCUCCUCCUCGACAGACAGUGAAUGUUGUGAAGUGCAGAAAACCGGAAGUCACAUUUUGUUACACUCAGAAGAGGAAAAAGUCACGUUGGUGUUGCCAUAAAGGGGCACAGUUGUGUGUUUAUCUUACGGGAAGUGUUGGAAAUGUGUCAUUAGCGACAACCUAAAUCUUGGGGGAAAAAAAACAACGUCGAGAGAUUUGGUGCUAGUUGGAACUCAUAUAACGGACUUUCCCUCUUAACAUGGAACAUGUCACCCACCAGGAACCGGCCCAGUGUAACACCCCCAAAUUCCUUGGUAAGGCUGGUUGGGUUAAAAAGGCCCCCUGCAGACUGCUGGCCAAAUAUAAAGACCGCUACAUCCAAGUGGAGAGGACAGAUGUUGUAGUAUACGCAAACGAGGACCUCAAGAGCUGCAUUGAAAGGCUUGACCUCCAGAACUAUGACAAAUGUCAUGAAUUAAAGAGUCCAUUCAAGAGAAAACACAGACUGGUCCUUAUCCGAUCGCUCAAGUCUGGAAAUAAGAUUCAUGACAUGAAAUUCCAAGCGCAGACUUCUGAGGAAAAGGAAGCUUGGAUUAAAGCCCUAAGUGAUGGGAUCAGUCGAGCAAAGAACAAAGUUUUGGAUGAGGUCAAAAUGGAUGAAAGCAGUCAUUUACAGCAUUUUACCCGAGAAAGACCCAAAGGAAACCGUAACCGCCGCCCACCAACCAGGAUCCAUUUAAAAGAGCUGGCUGAGCUGUCAUCUGAAGGCACGCUGCACCUGGAUCCCGCCGCCAUGCCGAAUAGGACAUCUGCCAAUGUUCACGACACUGACAUCCUUGGAGAAACCGACAACCCCCUCGAGAAGCGAAAUGAACCAGAAGUCGAGGAGAACCAGUUGCAGGUGAAGGCCUCGAUGCUGCUGUUGGCCCCACCUGAAGACAUCAAGACUUUACCUGCUGAUGAAUCCACAGAACCCACAGAAGCGAGUACAUCGAAAGAAAGUCCUGGUCCAAGAAGAAAGACAGGUCCCCCAGCACCACCUCCAAAACUCACAAGCAGCGAUUCAAGUGAGCUGGCUGGAGAUUUUCAAGUGAGGCAGCAUGCCCACCCUCCAACCCCACCAACCAAAGACAAGAAGCCAUUGCGUCCUUCAGGAUUAAACCAAGAGGCUAAAGAUGUACCAGAGGAUCAUGUCUGUAACCGUGAUACCACUCCCUGCACGGAAGGAUUUGUUUUAGAAGAAGAAUCCAAUAACGACUUCAACAUCCAACCCACAGAAGGCAACACAACUCAAGCAGAAGAGAUCCUGCUGACUGACCCCAUCCAUUCCAGUCCAAUUCUUCUUCAGACCUCACAAGAACCGAAUGUAGAGGAAGGAUCUGUUAUUUUGUAUGCGUGUGAAGACGCAAUGGCAGCCUCUACCUGUACAGAUGCGCUGAACAUUCACAGCUGUGCAAGGUUCACGCCCCCAAUAGUUCCAACCGCACCUCAUGCGCCAUCGGGCUCAACCAAGACCAGAGCGGCCUCCUUCGGAGAUCUGCUGUCCAUCCCGUCAGUCAGUAUUCAUGCGGUACGUGCUGUCACUCCGAGCGAGGCUUUGAGCGACGACUUGGCGGACAUUGAAAAAGAGCUGACUCAGGGAACGGCAGCGACAAGUGAACUCCUGAGCAGAGUGCGCCGGUCAAAUGUGGAGGGAGAGGAUGGAUGCAUGGCAGAGGAUCUGCUGGCUGAGGCCAUGGAGAAGCUAAAGAAGGCUGAUCAAGUCCUCAGAGAAGUCAAGAAACUGAAACUUGCCAAGACUUUGAGUAAAAGAAAUAGCUGGUGAAUGUAAUUUAAUGAAUCCACGGUUGGACAUGAGCAGAAAUACAUAUUUUCAUGAGAGAAGAACAUUUUAUUCAGUUGGAAUAUGAACAUGCACAUGCCCUGCGAUUGGCUGGCGACCAGUCCAGGGUGUACCUGGCCUCUCGCCCCGAAGUCAGCUGGGAUAGGCUCCAGCAUUUCCCCGCGACCCUGAUUAGGAUAAGCGACAUAGAAAAUGGAUGGAUGGAUGGAUUAUGAACAAAUAACUUCAAAUAACAACUUCUUCAAUGCCAACAUUUGUUGAUGCAUUUCAUGUGAUUUCUAUGUGAUAACCCCACAUUUCCUUUCCUUGGCAUGCAUAGCUCCAAUGUACAACAAAAGGUUAUCCCAAGGUCAUGUAAAGCAGGUGUAGAACCAUGCAUUUGUGAAAGAAACCAACUGAAGGCGACACGAGCAACAACUUGGCAACAGCAGCAAAAGCCUCAGAAAGGAGAGAAUAUGAUGAUAUUAGUACAUUUCCAAGUGGGGGGACAGGUUACUAACAUGGGUACACCAUUCACAAUUCACCAACCCUCUUUACAUCUGAAGGGGCCAUGCUAUAGACAUCUUGUUUUCAUGGAUGCUUGACUCUCAGUUUCUUCUAUUUUUAUACACGCCUGAUCAACAUUUUAAGACUACUUGAAAAAUUGCAAGAAUUUCAAAAUGCAAAAAAGAAAUGGAAGAGAGACAAAAAAAAAUUUGAAUAUGGCUUCAUGGGGGGCAUCCUCUGCCCUUGCCGUCCAUCCCCAAAUGUUCUCAAUUGGAUUUAGAUCGGGGUCAACAUCGCACUUCUUCAAUGUGGUCCCGUGGAUGCCGCAAGACUCCAUUCCCAGGAAUGAAGGCAACGGAAUAUCUCGUUUCUCUCGUUUUGUGUGUAUUAAAAGGGCACACGUGACAAGAAAAAACAGGUGGGCUCCAUCUGUGGUUUUCCAGGAUGGUCCAAAAGAGUGAGUUUAUCCUGUCCUUUGUCAGGCGAGCAUUGUGAACUGCAGCGUUGUCCUGUUGAAAAAUCCAGCUGUUACCACACAGACGAGGGCCUUCAGUCACGAGGGAUGCCCCCUGCAACAACUCCACAUAGCCAGCUGCUGUUUGACGCCCCUGCACAACCUGACGCUCCAUGGUUCCAUUGAAGGAAGACAAGCCAUCAGGACCAUCUACUGUAGGUUUUCUCAUCAAUAUAACUUUGUCACCUUUCAAUGUCCCAUGUUUGGUGCUCUCAUGCAAAUUCCAAACUGGCAAUUGUGUGGCGUUAAAAGGAGACGACGUCUUUGAAGAUGCCGUUUGAAGGUUAUUGAACUGCACUCGGUACCAGUAACAACCUUCAUUUGGCUAAGGAUUGUCAUGUGUCUUGACGGACAGCCAAUCAGAACCACUUGAAUUUUUUUUUUUAACAUAUUGUACUUUAUAUGUUCAUGCAAUGUUAAGAAAAUAUGUAACAAAAUAGUGUAUUGGGGGCAGCAGCAUUAAUUAAUGCGAUUAAUCUGUGGAUAUGUAAAAAGGUAUAAAUAGGUGACUUUAAACCUUGUAGGAGUGACUUUGCUCCAUGAAACCUUAGAAGAAAAUGUUACCAUGACAGAUUUGUGCUCCUUUUACACUUUUUUGAGGCACUGAACAUUUUCUAUGCCAUUCAAACUAAUUAGGGGGGUCGCAGUUAUGCUAGAGCAGGGGUCACCAACGUUUUUCCUUGUGAGAGCUACUUUUAGAAAAUGAAAAUGGCCAAGAGCUACUCAUUUUUGUAGAAAUGAUUUUCAUACCUAAUUUCAACAAAAUGCUGGUGUCCACAACUCACAUUUUAUGUUUCAGAAUGCAUUUCUUUCUACUGUUCUUUCAUUAUUAACUGAAAACCUGAAUGAAAAGCAGGCUUGCGGGCACCUCCUGUGGUCGUGGGGGGCUACCUGGUGCCCGCGGGCACUGUGUUGGUGAGCACUGUGCUAGAGCCUAUCCCAGCUGACUUUGGGCGUACACCCUGGACUGGUCACCAGCCAAUCACAGGGCACAGCCAUUCACACACAUUCAUACCUAUGGACAAUUUAGAGUCUCCAAUUAACCUAACAUGCGUGUUUUUGGAAUGUGGGAGGAAACCGGAGUACCUGGAGAAAACCCACACACCCUUAGGGAGAACAUGCAAAAGAUCAUUUAAAUAAAGUUGUAAUAAUUGGCUUCCCUGCUGAUUUUGCAAUAAAAAAAAAAUAAAGAAGCUUUUGGGCUGCAAAUAGCCCCCAAAGAUAGUAGAGGUUUAUAGUAAGAGAGAUGGAAUAUCAACAACAUCCAUUCAUUGAAUUUAAACAUGAAUGACUUUGUUAGGGAGUAAACCUACAAAAUCAAAUACGCAUCAGCGGGAAAGGAUUUGAUGUGUUUUCAUUGAAAGAUGCGUACAUUUA